This is a messenger RNA of Scatophagus argus, 2644 nucleotides long. It is a transcript of the gene rab27a, whose product is annotated as RAB27A, member RAS oncogene family. The record is from RefSeq and is a predicted model, not a curated record. Gene Ontology annotation, molecular function: GTPase activity; GTP binding. The transcript is spliced from 6 exons. Gene Ontology annotation, biological process: melanosome transport; positive regulation of exocytosis. NCBI's taxonomy places the organism in Eukaryota, Metazoa, Chordata, Actinopteri, Scatophagidae. Bases 238 to 900 code for a protein of 220 amino acids. Gene Ontology annotation, cellular component: melanosome; secretory granule.
AGCUCCGUGAGGAGGAGCUGUUUCUCAACAGCAGACAACCCCGGAAAGUAAAGUGGGUGUUCAGUGUGUGUGAAGCUGGUCUCAUGUCAGCUCAUGGCUCAGAGGCGACGGAGAAAGUAAAGCCUUCAUUUAUACACCUUUCGGAAAGUCAGCGGUUACUUUUAGCUACUCUCUCAUUUUAACAUCACGACACAGUGCGCAGCAGCAACGCCCCGGGACUGAAAUUAAGCGCUCACUAUGUCUGAUGGGGACUAUGAUUACCUCAUUAAAUUCCUAGCCCUCGGCGAUUCUGGCGUGGGAAAAACGAGCUUCCUCUACCAAUACACGGAUGGCAAAUUUAACUCCAAGUUCAUCACUACAGUUGGAAUAGACUUCAGAGAAAAAAGAGUGAAUUACAAAACAGUGGGUCCAGAUGGCUCUUCAGGUAAAGGACAGAAGAUCCACAUGCAGCUGUGGGACACUGCAGGGCAGGAGAGGUUUCGGAGUUUAACAACUGCCUUCUUCAGAGAUGCUAUGGGUUUCCUCCUCCUAUUUGACCUCACAAAUGAACAAAGUUUCCUCAAUAUCAGAAACUGGAUGAGUCAGUUACAGAUUCACGCAUACUGUGAGAGUCCCGAUGUCAUUCUGUGUGGCAACAAAUGUGACCUGACGGAUCAGAGAGCAGUGAGUGAAGGCGAAGCCCGUGAGCUGGCAGAGAAGUACGGAAUCCCAUACUUUGAGACAAGUGCUGCAAACGGGCAGAACGUCGGCCAGGCUGUGGAGGUUCUGCUGGAUCUUGUCAUGAAAAGGAUGGAACGAUGUGUAGACAAGUCCUGGAUCCCUGAUGGGACCGUCCGAGUCAAUGGCCCCACCAACCCAGACGUCGCAGACAGCUCUGACAGGAGUAGAUGUGCGUGUUAAAGUGAUGAGGAGCCAUUUUGGUUGCAUAUCUGUGUUCAUAACUUGUAAUGCUGAUGUACUUGACAUGCUGUAUUAUUUGUCAGUACAAAGUUAAGUGCAUUUUAAGUAUGGGCAUUUUCAUUUCGAUUCAUGUAACUCUUGAAAAAUUCAUUCACAUAGGAACAUGGGACAUUCAUUUGUUAGGAUGCAUGGCUGAAAUGUCUGACUUCAACCACCAGCUGCAUAUGCUGAUCUUAUUUUCAAGUAUAAACUGUGCCCUCCAAGUUGCAGCAAAUUGAGCUGCCCUGCCAGAUGUGUUAUGAAUAUGCUGUUAAUACUCUUUUUAUGUUAUAAUGUUAGUGUAGACUCGCACUGCGAUUCAAGAAAGAUACUACUUCUCUUUCCCUCUCUGGUGUCAUAUAAAUGUUGACUGUAUGGUAGUUGAGAGUAAUUGGCUGUGGUUGUAUUUUUGCUAAACUUAAGGUAACCAGUUAUGUACUGCUGAUGCCCUUCAGAAUGUCCAGCUGCAGUCUCACUGCUGCCACUGCUAGAAAAAAAAUGUGUCUCAAAUGGACUGUUUAAUGUUAACUAGUUAUCACUUUCUUUUCAAAAUCCACAGUAAUGCAUGUUUGCCUCCAAAACAUGAAUUGUGGACUACAGUCUGAUAAAGUCAGCAACACUUCAUUAUGUGCAGUGAUGAGUUAACACUGAUGCUCAGUAGUUUGAUAAGAAGAGCAAUAAAUAUGUCAUAAAAAGCAGAAGUAAAAGCUGAGCAGUAACUCAGGCAGUUCAUCCUGCUGUACGAAAGACCCAUGCAGGGUAAAAACAUAAACACAAUUUUAAAUUAAAUUAAAGUAAUUCAAAUGCAAAAUUCUACUGUAGCUUUUGACCGGACAACUUGACUUUUAUCUACCUUUUAAAAUAAAAUAUCAGUUCUGGUGACAAUUCAGUUGAUUGCAUUUUAAUUCAGUGUUGCAGAUUUUUAUAAAAUCCAUCCAAGUUCCAUCUUCAGUCCUGAAAGUGUGCCAUGGCUCUCCCCUCUGCAGCUCCUGUAGGGUCAUUAAAUAACCACCUCACUAUUGUAUUGUGACCAUGAUUCACUUGUAAUGAAGCCCACCGUUUUUAGUUAUAGAAGUUUUAUAGUAAACAGGAUUUUUCUUAGGUGAGAGAGAUACUCUCACCUUGUUCCCAGAGCACAGAAAUGUUAGCAAAUGAGAAAAUUAGUUAUUCCAGGGGUUCCCACAUUGUUUCAUAGUGUGGGUGGUUGGUCACCUUCCCUUAAUCAACAGUCAUCUCUGGGGCCAUAUUGAAGAAUUAGUACCGUUUUAUGAAACAAAAUAUUGAACGUCAGGGAAAACGAGCACAGGUGCUUCUCCAACACAGUUGUUUUCUAAUAAACGUGGCCACUGAUUACGCUGUCAUCCACUAAUUUAAUCAGAUGUUUGACAAAAAAAGAGAAUUUACACCUAGUAAACUGAUUUGUCCCUGCUGUAAUAGUUCCAUACACAAAUCCACAGUAUUUGUAUUUCACUGCCAUUCUGUCCUGUAUAAAAGGGUGCAUGUGAUGUUUUAGGUAAGACACAUGAGUUUAUUUUUCCACUCACAUUUUUAAUCCACAUAUUUGAAAAUCUAUGACUAAAGUUGAAUUUGAUCACAUUUUAAAGACUAAAAUGCAAUAUUUCGUAUUUUCAACUGUGCCAUACACUUUCAUAUGCAAAAUAUGUAAAUUAUGUCCAAAAAUAAACAUUUUUAUUUAUGUAUUCCA